Molecule: messenger RNA, 4299 nt
Organism: Anguilla anguilla (European eel)
Lineage: Eukaryota; Metazoa; Chordata; Actinopteri; Anguilliformes; Anguillidae
Product: insulin-like growth factor I, adult form
Exons: 5
Coding region: 473-955 (160 amino acids)
Cellular component (GO): extracellular region
Molecular function (GO): hormone activity; growth factor activity
Source: RefSeq, a predicted model, not a curated record
UCGAAGAGCGUUCUUCCAGUUGCGCGUCACAACUUUCUUAGCACUGUCAGUGAGCGACGAUAAUAUAUUAUUCUUCACCUAACAAGCUUUAAUAAAGAGCGUGGGUAGCACGAGAAUUCAUAAUCUUGAAAGUCCUUACAAGAUCAAAAUUCAGUCCCAUCUGAGGCAAAGGUAGAAUGACGUUAUUUGAAAAUUUGCCCAACAUCCUUAAUGAAUAACUUAACGAGAGGAGAAUCAAGUGUGCGUCCAGCUGUUUCCUGUUGAAAACGUCAAUGUAAUGUGGAUAAAUGCUGGGGAUUUUCUUCGUGAAUCCGUUUCCAGCUGCCCAAACCUCACUUCACCGAAACGAUGCUGCGCUAUGGAGCAUAGACGGAAUAUUGAGGUGUGAAUCUCAGCAUCUUCUGCGCGGGAUUUUUAAUGCCUUGAAAUAAAUUCAUAUUUCUUGGGGUUUGACAGAAGGAUACCCGUGGGGAUGUCUAACGGUUAUAUCUUUCAGUGGUUAUGCCAUGUCUUCAAGUGUAAGAUGGGCUGCUGCUGGUAUAGCCACACCCUCUCCCUGGUAUUCUGCAUCCUUACCCUGUCCCCGGCGGUGAAGGCGGGACCUGAGACCCUCUGUGGGGCGGAGCUGGUGGACACUCUGCAGUUUGUGUGUGGCGACAGAGGUUUCUAUGUCAGUAGGAGCCCAGGCUACGGCUCGACCUCCCGCCGCUCGCACAGUCGCGGCGGCAUCGUGGAUGAGUGCUGCUUCCAGAGCUGCGAGCUGCGGCGGCUGGAGAUGUACUGCGCUCCCGCCAAGCCGGGCAAGGCCGCGCGCUCCGUCCGCGCCCAGCGGCACGCCCACGCGCCCAAGGGCCCCAAGAAACACAUUUCCUGUAGCAGUUCUCCGUCGUGUAAGGAGGCGCACCAGAAGAACUCCAGCCGGGGAAACGCGGGCAGCAGGAACUAUCGGAUAUAAGGGAGACAAACGAGAGACGCACAGUCAGACAACGAGGACGGACAGGUGGACUUAGGAAGGGGGUGUGGCCUCAGCUGGUUCUGUUGUUGAGCUGCUGGCUGGUGGGAGAAGACUCGAAUUGAGAGAGAUGAUGAUUUAAACCCUGCAACAGGGCGAGAGGGAAUUUUCUGGGGAUUUUACACAACACUGUAUCGUACAAACUGGGAGACAACUAGGGGCCCUUAACCAUGUGUGCCCCAGGCUGUGCCUGUCCAAAAUGCCAAACUAGUGUUGCUGCUGAAACAUGAGAUAUCGGGUGUAUUUGUGACCUCCCUGUGGAGAUAUAGCACACCCCCCCCCCACCCCCCCCACCCCCAAUGUGGCACAGAGCUUCCUGUGUGACCCUGUUGCAGUCGUCUCGCCUGACGAGAUGAAUUUAGCUUGAAGGCGAAAGUGAUGCACAGUACAUAUCUAAUGCUUGCAUCUGCAUCAAAUGGCCAAGUUGUACCCUGACUGAGUGCAGCAUUGGUCAGCUUGCACUAUAUUAAGCAAGCAAAAUUCACCCGGUUUUUUUUUUUUUUUGUUUGUUUGGUUUUUUUUUGUACAAUUACCUAUCAUUCCUCAUGAAAAUUCUUAUGGUUCCCAGUCAUAAUUCCAUGUGGAAUUUCUUCUCCUUCUCAAUGGAAAUGCUUCCCAAUGGUUUCUGAUUAAAAAUUAGGCCUGUGUUUGGAGGGACAUAGAUUACUACAGAUGAUUCAUAGAAUAGCUAAGCAUCCCCCCCCCCCCCCCCCCCCCCCCACCAAAGCUCAAUGGCAGUAUAGCUAUCACUGCUCUAAUGGCAGAAUAGAGGUUGGCUGAACCAAUAAUAACGAUGCUGUUAGAGAGGUGUGAACCAAGUGAACAUUCUGUAUUGUGCGUGUGCUUCAGACAUUUACCAUUCAUAAAAUAAUGAAGGUACUCCAUUUUGUGCUAGUUAGGCAACACGGCAUAAUGCUUGCACGGAUGGUGGCCCGCAGGACCUGGAGUUGAUUAGCCCUGCUAUACGCCAUAUACUGCCGGCCAGCUGCAUGUGGUGUACAGGUCACAAGUGUUCAUAUGCUGUAGCUAUCUGUAAUCCCAUUGGCCAAGUGAUGUUAUCGAUGUUUGCGUGGAGCAUGCCUCCAGGUUUGGUUGAGAGGGCAGACAGACUACUGACAUGCACUGUCCAGUUGUGCCUAGCAAGCUCUGUGAGCCAAUAUAUAAACACUGACCUGCCUGCCAGAUAGACUUUCUGGACUGUUUGUUUACUGCGUGAGUGAGAAACCCCUUUUUUUAAACCAUAUUUGUACAUUCCUAUUUUCCAAGAAUGUAUUGUUCGCUCAUUAACAAUCAACAAUUGCAAAAGGGGGGAAUUAAGUGAACAAACCUUUUUUUUAAAAAGCGUUUUUCGAAAGCUUAAAGAGCCUUUGUGUGCGUUUACGCAGGGUUUAUAACCUCGGUUAGAACGUUAGCAGGAUAUCACAGGAAACUGGAAAGAACAGUCUGUGUUUUUGGGUGCUCAGCUCUGGGGAGAGGGCACACCGUGUCUCCGGAGGACUCCAGGGGGUCCGACCUGAAGACAGAUAUCAGCGUGGAGCCGUGGUAAUGACUGUAACCAGAUCCCAGGGUUCCUGGGAAUAGCCACCCAGAGACAGAUGGGUAAUGAUUAAUUCAGUUUGGCCUGGCCUGUUCUGUUCUGUUAGCAUUGGGAGGAACCUUUGCUUUUUUGGACCGCGCGAUUUUUCAUCAGGAAAAUGAGAAGGGGGGGGGAUAAAGAGAAAUGCUGUUAAAUUGCACGGCAAAAGGUCUGCACGUACACACACCGCCCAGAACACGGUGUUCACCUCAAACAAACACAUAAGCGCUGCUUGCGCUCCAGAAGCCAGGACGCGCAGACCCACGUUCGGCUGUGUAGAGCGCGCGCGCCGUGUGCGGGUUCAUACAUUGCGAGAUAAUCCCUGUUCUGAGAAUUGCCGCGGUCGCGUCGGUCCGCCCCGGUUUCAGAAUGUUUGUCCUGGUUUUGCUCAAUCUCCAAUACCGGGAAGCACGUGAAGCCAAAGCGACCUGGAGAACCCACCGUGAGGCUAUAUAAAAUAGCACGCGAUCACGCAUCGCUGUGUAAACAUCGCAUCGCAUCGUCCCCGUCUGGAUCUCGUCACUGUCGCUUCACGUCACAUUCCUCGUCGAUAACAUCAUCGUUAUGUCAUCACAUCACGUUGCGCCGCACUAUCCACACCUCGACUGUAUAUAACCCAACUAGUGUACUCCGACGGAAUUUAUUUUAUCAUGCAUUGUUCUACUGUCAUUCAUUAUAUGUGAUAGUAUCAUAUAGCAAAAAAUCAUGUGCAGAAAUUUUACCCCGUAUAAUGGUGCUAUAUAGUGUGUUAUAUGCAAGGGCUGGCUAAAGUUCUGAAAAAAAUGAGAUGCUGGAUGCUUUUGCACAGAUUUGUGGCUGUGACUGUUAAUAGUUUUUUAAAUAAUUUUUUUCUUAUUUGUAAACUAUUUCAAUCAGCUAUUUGUGAGUCAGCAGAUGUUUCAAAUCUGAAUCGAUUUUUUGGAAUCACAUCUGAUGUGGUCCCACAAAGGUUCAUUGUUUUUCAGUUUUUUCUACUGUUUGUAAUGUAAAUUAUUAUAAUUAUCAUUGUUAGGCCUAUUAUUAUUAUUAUUCAAGUUUUUGAUCCCUAUGCCAAAUGACUUGACAAACGAGAACUGUGAAGUUUUACUUUCCAUUAUUAUUUAGAUAUUCAAAGUCCUUGUGCACUUUUGUCUAUACCUGCAACACAUUUACUGCAUGAAUCAGAAAUCCCAAGUUUUGACUUAAUUGUACAUAAUGUGCACAUGCACAAUGUCGCAUGUUCUGCUACAUCUGUUUGCCAUGAAAGGCUUGGCUGGCUGGACUCUACUCACCAGUCACCCCUGCCAACGAAAGAACAAUAAAGACACGCUUUCCGAAAUCGUUUCCCAUGAUCCCAGCACAUUGUUCUGCAAAGUGCCAGCAAAGCACUGUAAAAUGACCUGUUAUUCAUUACAUCACAGUAUUCAAGAUCAGUGCUGGGUAAGGAGCUGGUCUUGUGACCGAAAGGUCACAGGUUCUAUUCCCAGGUAGGACACUGCCGUUGUACCCGUGAGCAACUUAACUGCCAUUGCUUCAGUAUAUAUCCAGCUGUAUAAAUGGAUGUUAUGUAAAUGCUAUGUAACAAGUUGUGUACGUCGCUCUGGAUAAGAGCAUCUGCUAAAUGCCUGUAAUGUAAUAUAAUGUAAUGUCUAUUUACAAGUGCUUUGUGAUCAAUCAGAUUAUUACUACUGUCAAAGUCAUUGAUCAUUUUAAUGAAAGUUUUUGAAACGUU